Molecule: messenger RNA, 4200 nt
Organism: Ophidiomyces ophidiicola
Lineage: Eukaryota; Fungi; Ascomycota; Eurotiomycetes; Onygenales; Onygenaceae
Exons: 4
Coding region: 1-4200 (1399 amino acids)
Biological process (GO): siRNA processing
Cellular component (GO): nuclear RNA-directed RNA polymerase complex
Molecular function (GO): nucleic acid binding; RNA-directed RNA polymerase activity
Source: RefSeq, a predicted model, not a curated record
AUGGCUUACUCAGAUCUAAAUAUAUCCAGCCGAGAAAGACAACUCGAAAGACUUAACACGGCAGACCAACAAAGGGCGACUCGGUUUUUUGCACCGUGGACAACUUGGGAAUCCCUUACUGUCAAUAUCUCCAAUAUCCCUCCAAAUGCGAAUACCUACAUACUCUGGCGAACCUUCAAGGACUAUGGUACUAUCGAAUGGGUUGAGAUAUUCGAAAACCAGAGAGGGAAGAAGGAAGGCAGAGGCAAAAUUCGCUUUCGACCACCGCCCAGAGAGGUUUUUUGCCCCCAAAAUGAGCAUAUUCUUAAAUUCGACGAUGGUCAGCAUUGUUUUCUCAAGUCCCAUAAAUCCAGAUACACAAUAUCCGGCAUCACUGGUGAACUUCCAAUUUCCAUAUCAUAUAUAGCAGCCAAACUAACAUUUGAGAAGGAAAUUCCAGUAACAGAGCUCGGUUUUGGGAGAUUGAUAGAGAGCGACGUGAUGCUUGCUCUGAGAUCAAUCAAGUCUAAUAUCAAGAGCCAGAUCCGCUUCACUGCCGAUUUUUUGCGGCGCGAAAUCACUGUAUUCUUUUACUUGCCUGCACUUGAUCAUAACUCGCUUUCUCGCAAUCAUCUUGAUAAUUAUCGACUUCGAAUUCCCUUUCUUCAUAUCUCCCGAGUGGUCAAAAUGUCAACAUCUCACAGUUCAUUACUUGUCAUUGUUCUGGCCUCGCCACCACUCUAUUAUAGGAAAUUAAAUAAUUUACUCUCAACAUUUUCUAACACUGAAAACAUAUGGAGAGAAUCGGACACAUGGUUCCGCCAGACUGACAUCCCCUAUGCACGGGAAGAGUUGAAGGGUGCUCCGUCAAGUCUCCGAAAAACCAACGCAAUGAUAAAUAUUGGGCGGUGGACUGCAUUCGUUCUCACGUUUCCCAAAACACAUACUCAUUCCCAAAAACUCGAGACUCUUGAAAAUAUAUGCAAAGACUUUAAUGUCCAGGUACAAGAGGGUUCAAGCUUUGAGAUCAAGAAUGAUCCUUCUAAAUCUACGGCAUGGAAAUGGAUUGACCCUGCGUUUAAUCACAGCAGGAAGCCCACCACUUCCCUGCAAGAUUUAGCGGAAGAAGACUACAUACCACUUCCAUUUCCUGUUCGAUACCAACUAGAAGUAUGCAUUUCCCAUGGCUUUUUAAGUGAAUAUACUAUAAGUAAAAGCUUUGUUGCUUCCCUUGCGAAGAAUGGCGAAAUUAAAGCAAGGGAGUUGUUGGAGCACGUGGCUAGUGAGAAACUUGUGUAUUAUGAUCCCAUGAAGAUCUUUGAUAUCCCCUUCGUCAAACCGGUAACUGGUCGCAAAAUCCCUAAGUAUUGUUGUUACAUGAGGACAGCACAAGUGACUCCCUCUACGAUUUACUUUGCGACGCCUUCCGUUGAUAUCUCAAAUCGGGUUAUUAGAAAAUACAUUGAAUAUUCUGAUCGCUUCCUUCGUGUUCGAUUUACAGAUGAAAAAUAUGAGGGGAGAAUAAAUGCCAGUUCGAAUAAUACUGUAGACGAGGUGUUUACACGCAUCAAGCGCACUAUGAUGAACGGAAUUACUCUUGGGGAUCGACAUUAUGAGUUUCUUGCAUUUGGGAACUCCCAAUUCCGUGAACAUGGUGCGUAUUUUUUUGCUUCGUCGGGGCAACUUACCGCAGCAAGUAUUCGCGCAUGGAUGGGACAUUUCAGCGAUAUAAGAGAGAUUGCUAGACAUGCUGCCCGCUUAGGACAGUGCUUCUCAACAACUAGGGCUGUUACUGGUUGCCCUGUGCAGAUUGUUGAGAUUGGAGACGUUGAGAGGAAUGGACAUACCUUUUCGGAUGGAGUUGGGAGAAUUUCAAAAUUCCUAGCGCAAAUGGUGAUGACGGAGUUUAAAAUUAGAACUCCGUGCGGAGAACCUCCCUCAGUCUUCCAAUUCAGGCUUGGUGGGUGUAAGGGAAUUUUGACCGUUUCCCCUGAAGCUCAACGUCGAGAAGUGCAUAUCCGGAAAAGCCAAUACAAAUUUCCUGCUAUACACAAUGGUCUGGAAGUCAUUCGACACUCACAAUAUUGUAUGGCGAGUUUGAACCGUCAGCUCAUUAUUGUACUAUCUGCUCUUCAAGUUCCAGACGGCGUAUUUAUCGAAAAACUCAACAUAAUGCUCGCAAAAAUUGAUUCUGCUUUGACUGACGAAAAAGAGGCUAUUCAUUUGCUUCAGAAAUACAUUGAUCCGAACCAAAUGACCCUUGUUUUAGCUGACAUGGUCCAAGAAGGAUUCCUAGCUUCAAAGGAGCCAUUUGUCACUUCUCUUCUAGAGUUGUGGCGGGCAUGGCAAAUCAAGUACCUCAAAGAAAAGACAAAAAUUGCAAUUGAAAAUGGGGCCUGUCUCUUUGGUUGCCUUGAUGAAACUGCAACCCUAAAGGGCUUCGAGAGCAGCAAGAUUCCUCCUGCAAAUGCCUCGUAUGAAGAAAAACUAAAGUGUCUCCCAGAGAUAUUUGUUCAGGUUUCUCGUGCUGAUGAAAAUGGAAGAUAUGAAAUCAUCGAAGGAAUUUGUAUAAUCGCUCGAAACCCUUCAUUACAUCCGGGAGAUAUUCGAGUUGUAAAAGCGGUUAAUGUCCCGGCCUUACAUCAUUUGAAAGAUGUUCUUGUUUUCCCACAGACAGGGGAUAAAGACCUUCCAAGCAUGUGCUCGGGUGGUGACUUGGACGGGGACGAUUAUUUGGUUAUUUGGGACCAGGACCUUUUACCAAAAGACUGGUUCAGACAACCGAUGGAUUAUGAACCAUCUAUGAAAUCUCACCACUUAUCCCGUGAUGUCACAGUGAACGAUAUAACUUCGUUUUUUGUGAUGUAUAUGAAAAAUGACCGUCUGCCCCAAAUUGCGCAUGCUCACCUUGCAUGGGCAGAUUACAUGGAAGAUGGUGUUGACCAUGAGAAGUGUAUCCAGCUCGCGGCACUACAUUCUGCCGCAGUUGAUUACAAUAAAACUGGUAUCCCGGCAACUAUGAAAAAGGACUUGAAUCCCCGAAAAUGGCCUCAUUUUAUGGAGAAAAAACACAAGCCAAAGAGCGCGCAAUAUACCUCACAAAAGAUACUUGGCCGUCUCUAUGAUUUAGUGGAGAGAGUCGACUAUAGACCAAAGCUGGAGGCUGCAUUCGACGAGAGGAUUCUGAAUAGCGGAAUUGAGACAAGCGAGCAGCACUUGAAAGACGCUUCAAAUCUGAAAGUACUGUAUGAUGCUAGUAUGCGCAGAGUCAUGGCGCAACAUGAUAUCAAGACAGAGUUCGAGGUGUGGUCAACCUUUGUGCUAAGCCAUGCGAAUAUGAGCAAGGACUAUAAAUUUCACGAAGAAAUGGGUCAAAUCUCCUCAGCGCUGCGAGACGAAUUCCGCACUCUUUGUUUUGAAAAAGCGGGCGGUAAAGAUUUCGAGUAUUUAGCACCAUUUGCAAUGGCAAUGUACAAAGUGACCUGCAACGAAAUGACAGAAGCGCUGACAAGACUCAGGCAAAAAUAUAGCGAAAAUAACGAUGGACGCCCAUUAUUGGCACGCGAAGAGAAACUUCCUUUAGUCAGUUUCCCGUGGUUAUUGCAACCUGUUCUCGGGAAAAUUGCAAGUCGGCAUUAUGAUCCCGCCUGUCUUGAGGAAAUUGGUUUGUGGACUGGCCGAUCCGUUUUGAGGAAACGCAGAGGAAGUGUCCUAGGCAACAGCACGCCUGGCAUGCGCGAUGUCGAAACAACAGGCGGAGUUCAACGUAGUGGAGAGGUGCUUGAGUUGUUUCACGAUACGGUUCAUGAUCCUUGGAGCGGUCUCGGUGAAAAAUUUGACAAAAAAGAAACGCCUCGCGCAGCCAUUAGGGAUGUCGCCCCUGAGAAGACUGUCAUUGUUCCAAAUAAUUCGAGCCAGCUUAUAGAUAUUGGCGAGGAAUCAUCUCCCGGGCAAUUGUCGGUUGAAAGUUCGUUCAGUUCGUACAUAGAUUUGAUGAACAUAACCGAUCAGUCAACCACAGGAACCUCUGUGUCUCCCGCAAACGAGUCUUCUAAAAGUGGCCUGUCGCGGAACAGUGUUAAAGUCCCGCUUGACCUACCAAAGGUUACCAUUGCGCUGGAAACUUUCGAGGAAAAUAGCGGGUCAAAUGAUAUUAUAGAGCGAGAGGGAGAUAUCAAACCGUCUGCAAUUGAUGAACUAGAAGCGUUGCUAGGAAUGUGA